AUGACUACACCUUUGAUGCGACUAUACUUCAUCGUAACAUCCUUGGUUGCUGCAGAUCACAUCAUCUUCCAUGAUGAGGCAGCAAUGUCAAAUGAUGAGAAUACUGAGUGUGUCUGCAGUAUGGAGCUGCCUGACACUGCCUUCCCUUCACAUAUGGUGGUUUUCCUGCAAGACGCCUAUGUAAAUUUCACCAGUGACACAGAGCAUGAGGAAGAAAAGGUAAUCUGUAAUGGACCUUUCAAUUUCCUUGGAGCCACCAUCCUGGCUGGCGUGCCCCUUGCCCUCCCACUGCUUGCUGCUCACACAGGGCUGCCCGUCACAGAACAGCUGGCUGGUGGUGCAGUGGGCUGGCAGCAGCAUUCGGCUGCGUCUCCGAACUCCUGGGAGCGUUGCGCCUGGAGUGAGCUGGUUACAGCAAUCCAUUUUAGAAUAAUAGAAUUUCAGGACAAAAUGAAAAACCUGACGAAUAUAGUGGAUGAGAUCGAGAAAAAAGGCAUUAAGGAUGAAGCAGAUUAUCAGAAAGUUAAAGACGCCGUUAAUGAGUUGGACAAGAUGAGCAAAGACCUGAGUACCAUCCUGAAUACAACUGACAUGGGAAUUGAAGACUUGCUCAACAAGGUCAACAAUAUCUCCAGCAUGGUUUGGCAGCUGGAAACUUUUGAUGAGAACAAUGUGUUGGCAACAAGAAGGGAAAUUGACACACUUCGCAAACAACUUGCUGAUUGUGAAGAAGCUGCUGGGAAUCCCAACUUGGGCCUACCUUCGGCUGGCCUCCUGCGUCCUGAGAUUGGUAAAUGUGAUAACAAAAUCUUGUUGAAUAUUAGCAAGCCAUUCAUAGUGAAAUUGAACUGGCGAGGGUUCAGUUACAAAUAUGGUGGUUGGGGCAAGGACUUUGCCUUGGAGACCAAGAAUCCAGGCAUAUACUGGGUUGCUCCACUCAACACAGAUGAACGUUUAAUGGAGACCUAUCGCAUCUAUAACUCUUAUAAAGACCUACUGUUAUACAGAAACCAAGUGGAAAGAAGCCUUUCCCAACACAUUGGGCUCACCUGGAACUAUAUCAACUGCGGACAGGGGAGUGGGAUGAUCUUGUACAACAACAGCUUCUAUUACAACUGCUACAACUCCAGGAACCUUUGCAAGCAGAAUUUGGCAAACAAUCGCAUUACACGUCUGAAAGUGAACGAUGCUGUUUUCAACAACUGGUUCUCCUACAAUGGCGUCAAUUGGCAGGACUUUGAUUUUGCUGGGGAUGAGAAGGGCCUGUGGAUAACUUAUUCCACAGAGAAGAGCAAAGGGAAGUUAGUCAUUGGGAAAGUAGAUCCUGAGACUCUGAAGAUACUGAAGACUUGGCAAACCUCACUGAACAAGCCUGAGGUAACCAACACAUUCAUGAUCUGUGGGGUGCUGUAUGCUCUCAAGCGAGUGAGUGCACAUAAAGAACUAAUAUUUUUUCAGUAUGACACCAAUACAGGCAAAGAAAGCACAGUAGAAAUCAUAAUGGAGAAACUCUCAGACACAGCACAAAGUGUGAGCUACAACCCCAAUGAUCAUAAGGUAUACAUGUACAAUGAUGGCUACCUCGUGACUUACGAUAUACUGUUCAAGUAUCAGCCACCAAGAACAAGACGCAGUGUGCCUAGUUAUGAAGGUGCUCUUUCAGCUAGUGGAGGUAGGCGACAACUUGCAAUGGUAUGA
Molecule: messenger RNA, 1698 nt
Organism: Eublepharis macularius
Lineage: Eukaryota; Metazoa; Chordata; Lepidosauria; Squamata; Eublepharidae
Product: olfactomedin-like
Exons: 7
Coding region: 1-1698 (565 amino acids)
Biological process (GO): signal transduction
Source: RefSeq, a predicted model, not a curated record